This is a messenger RNA of Frankliniella occidentalis (western flower thrips), 2202 nucleotides long. Its product is annotated as bifunctional purine biosynthesis protein ATIC. The coding region runs from base 221 to 2002 and encodes 593 amino acids. The record is from RefSeq and is a predicted model, not a curated record. Gene Ontology annotation, cellular component: cytosol. The transcript is spliced from 12 exons. Gene Ontology annotation, biological process: 'de novo' IMP biosynthetic process. Gene Ontology annotation, molecular function: phosphoribosylaminoimidazolecarboxamide formyltransferase activity; IMP cyclohydrolase activity. Lineage: Eukaryota; Metazoa; Arthropoda; Insecta; Thysanoptera; Thripidae.
AGCUGACUGCAGAGAUUCAUUACAUAAAGCGGCCCUGUUACGCGACAGCCUCCUCAGUCUGCAGGUGACCCUGGAGCUGCAGUGAUCUCUUUUGGGAUCAAAACCCUCGGUCAUUUCCAACCGGCUCACCCCUAUCCAAACCGACCAGCUUCAUUUCAGUCUCGCCGUUCCUUGAAGGCGGAUCUCACGUGUCGUUUCCCAUUUGGUUUAUUUCCCAAUCAUGGCCGCAUCCGGAAAGUUAGCGCUCCUGAGUGUUUCGGACAAGAAGGGUUUAAUAGAACUCGCAAAGGAUUUGCACAAUUUGGGCUUGACACUAGUUGCGUCAGGAGGUACUGCUACUGCAGUCAGGAAUGCUGGUCUGCCUGUUAAAGAUGUAUCCGACAUCACAGGUGCUCCUGAAAUGCUUGGUGGGCGUGUAAAAACAUUGCACCCUGCUGUACAUGCAGGUAUUUUGUCCCGUCUCAGUGACAGUGACAAGGCUGAUAUGUCUAAACAGAAUUAUGAAAUGAUUCGUGUGGUUGUCUGCAAUCUGUACCCAUUUGUGGAUACAGUUUCUAAACCUAAUGUCACCAUUGCCGAUGCUGUUGAGAACAUUGAUAUUGGUGGUGUUACUUUGCUGCGAGCUGCUGCUAAGAACCAUGAUCGUGUCACUGUCAUCUGUGACCCCAGUGACUACGAAAAGGUUGUCAAGGAAAUGAAGAAUUCUUCAGAUAAGGAUACUUCAAAGAACACAAGGCAAACUCUAGCACUGAAGGCGUUCACUCACACAUCAGAAUAUGAUUUAGCGAUCACUGACUACUUCCGCAAGCAAUAUUCCGCUGGAGAGUCUCAAAUGACUCUUCGCUAUGGCAUGAAUCCCCAUCAAAAACCUGCCCAACUUUUCACUACUCUGGCAGAACUGCCUCUUAAAGUUGUAAAUGGGUCUCCUGGUUUCAUCAACCUUUGCGAUGCUUUGAACGGAUGGCAACUUGUGAAGGAACUCAAGACUGCUAUUGGCCUUCCUGCUGCAACAUCCUUUAAACAUGUCAGUCCUGCUGGUGCAGCUGUUGGCAACCCUCUUUCACCCGAGCAAGCUAAGCUUUGCAUGGUUGAAGAUCUUUCAAAUGAACUAACUCCACUUGCUAUUGCCUAUGCUCGCGCACGAGGUGCAGAUCGUAUGUCAUCAUUUGGUGAUUUCAUUGCCUUGUCUGAUGUUUGUGAUGCAGUUACUGCUAGAAUUAUUUCACGAGAGGUAUCUGAUGGAAUUAUCGCACCUGGUUAUUCGCCUGAAGCUCUUGAAAUUUUGAAAAAGAAGAAAAAUGGUGGCUAUUGUGUCCUUUCUAUUGACCCUUCUUAUGAGCCUGCAGCCCUUGAAAGGAGGGUUCUUUUUGGCCUGACCAUGGAGCAGAUGAGGAAUAAUGCUAAGAUUGACGGAGGGCUUUUCAAAAAUGUUGUUUCCAAAAAGAAGGAUCUCCCAGAGUCGGCUGUUAGGGACCUGAUCAUUGCAACCAUCACGCUGAAGUACACUCAGAGUAACUCUGUCUGUUAUGCCCGUGAUGGUCAAGUUAUUGGUAUUGGAGCUGGUCAACAGAGCCGUAUCCAUUGUACCAGACUUGCUGGCGACAAAGCUGACAACUGGUGGCUGCGUCAGCACCCCACUGUCCUGAAAAUGAAUUUCAAGAAGGGAACCAAACGUGCAGAAAUUUCUAAUGCCAUUGAUAAUUUUGUUAAUGGUUCAGUUGGAAAGGAUAUGGAUCGUACCUUGUUUGAAUCUCAGUUUGAGACUGUUCCUGUGGAUCUAACCCAGGAUGAGCGUUCUGCUUGGGCCAGAAAAUUAUCAGGUGUUGCUCUAGCAUCUGAUGCAUUCUUCCCCUUCCGUGACAAUGUAGACAGAGCUAGCCUUAGUGGAGUUUCCUUCAUUGGUAGUCCUUCUGGUUCAAACAACGAUGAAGAGGUUCUUAAAGCAUGUGAUGAACAUGGAAUUAUUCUGUGCCACACAAACCUUCGACUUUUCCAUCACUAAUUUUAUUGCUUCAUGUCAAUUUCUACUUCAUUUUAUUUUUCAUAUAUGUUCAUUUUUUAAAUUUGUAUUAGGCAACUGUAGCACUUAGAAAUGAAUUUUAUGCUGUAAAUUUUCGGUUUUGAAAAUGUACCUGAUUUGUUUGAACCCAUCAUGUUAAAUUGUUCUAUCUAUUAAAGAUUCCUUUUACAUAUUUUCAUCAA